Molecule: messenger RNA, 1758 nt
Organism: Dalotia coriaria
Lineage: Eukaryota; Metazoa; Arthropoda; Insecta; Coleoptera; Staphylinidae
Product: transmembrane protease serine 9-like
Exons: 6
Coding region: 53-1708 (551 amino acids)
Biological process (GO): plasminogen activation; regulation of cell adhesion mediated by integrin
Molecular function (GO): serine-type endopeptidase activity
Source: RefSeq, a predicted model, not a curated record
ACUCAAACGUUUUCUUUUCAAAUAUCCUGGCAGCAUUUUAUUACAAGUCAGCAUGAAAGCUACUUUAAGUAUUUUAAUUAUACUUUUAGGAUGCGUUUACACCGAGGCAAAAAACUAUACAAUCAGACUGCCUACAAACGAUGGUGGUACAUUGGUUAAUAUCGGAAGUGUCCCAAAUAUGGUAGCACUCAUUAAAGAAAAUAGCCCAUUUUGCGGUGGAUCUAUUAUAACAAGUAAUUCGGUUUUAACCGCGGCACAUUGUUUAAACGGUAGAAAUGCCACAUCCAUCAUUAUUGUGGUAGGCCAAACUGAUAUAACUGCGGAAACAAUAAGAACUGCACAAACUCACAAGGUGGUCAAAGCAUUCCCCCACCCUCAAUUUGACUAUUUAAAAAUGUUAAAUGAUAUUGCGAUUUUGCUGAUAUCAGAUGAUUUUCAUUUUAAUUAUCAAGUACAACCUAUUGCGUUUUCUGAACAACCACCACCAGUAGGUGCUUACGCAACAGCCAGCAAAUGGGGCAGUCAGAUACCAGGAAUGUUUGCACGAGUACUUGGUUUAAGCAUUUAUAAAGACCUUUCUCUUAAAGAACUUGUCAUUCCGAUCAUUAGCAUUGAACAAUGCAAGAAAGCAUAUGUUGAUGAAUACCAAAUAUUGGAAAAUGAAAUGUUUUGUGUUGAAUUUCCUAAAGAAGCUAUAGACUUUGCAAAAUGUGAUGCUGGUGGACCUGUUGUUUAUAACAAAACGCAAAUUGGGGUUGUAUCAUUUGUUGAUCCUCAUCAUCCGGGUGUUAUGCGGUUGACCAGAGUUGAUAGUUAUCAAAACUGGAUACGUGAAGUUCUAGCUCAAGAGAACCAUAACACAUAUUCUAACAGAAGUACGUUGAGAGUCAAAAUGAAAGCGGCGAUUACAAUUUUACUAACACUGCUUGGAUGCGUUCACUGCGAACUAAAAUCUGCCAACAGUAAUUUAAAUCGAAUUGUUGGCGGUGCGUUUACAUCAAUUGAGGAGCUUCCAUUUAUGGCAGCCCUAUAUAGACGGGAUAAACAGUUUUGCGGAGGAUCAAUUAUUUCUACCCGUGUUGUCUUGACUGCGGCUCAUUGCUUAGUUGGUAAAACACCAACGACAAUCUUCGUUGUGGUUGGCGAAACUCUUUUAAACAAGGACACCUUAAGAAUUGGGCAAUCUCACAUAGCCGAAAACAUUAUAGUUCAUCCAGAUUUUAACUGGUUCUCUUUGCAGAGUGAUAUUGGUAUAGUAAUAAUUAGAGGCAAAUUUACCUUUAAUAAAAAGGUACAACCUAUUGUUAUAUCAACGCAUCCUGCUCCAGAAAAUGCGUAUGUUUCAGUCAGCGGAUGGGGCAAGCAAAACCCUCAGAUUGGAAACCAACCUCAUGGGGCAGUAAUGAAACUUAAAACAAAACCUCUAAAAGUAACUUUUCUUCCAGUCGUUAACUUCCACAAAUGCCAACAAGCAUAUGAUGAUAUAUUAGAACUUUACCCAAACACCAUGUUCUGUGCAGGAUAUCCAGAUACUGACUCCUGUCAAGGUGACUCAGGUGGUCCACUUGUUUUUCAAGGUUUACAGGUCGGAAUUAUAUCAUUCGGAAUGGGUUGUGCCAAUCCCGAUUACCCUAGCAUUAACACCAAAGUGAGUGCUUAUGUAAACUGGAUAAUCGAAAUGAUUAGAAGCCAAUACAACACUAUGUAAUUUUUUAAUGUUAUUGCAAUUAUUAACAAAUAAACAAUCGAUAUCUAAAA